Tetrahymena thermophila SB210 is the source of this 600-nucleotide messenger RNA. RefSeq names its product autophagocytosis associated protein, active-site protein. Gene Ontology annotation, molecular function: ubiquitin-like protein transferase activity. The record is from RefSeq and is a predicted model, not a curated record. The transcript is spliced from 5 exons. Lineage: Eukaryota; Ciliophora; Oligohymenophorea; Hymenostomatida; Tetrahymenidae.
AUGGAUUUAAAACAAGACAAAUAUUACUAAUUUAAUUUUGAACAGUUUAGAUAAGAUUGCUAAUAGCUCUGCAAAUCAAUAAAUUUAGAAGGCUUUGAGAUAUCUUAUAAAUAAAUAGAUGAUGACUUUAGAUCAAACGAAAAUUCUGAGUACUUAGAAAUUAAUCACACUUUUGAUUACUAAGAAAAAAUGUAUUUACUCAAAGGAUCUUUAGUUUACAGUGUUGCAUUUAAAUUUCCCACUCUUUAUUUUCAUAUUUAUGACAUGGAUUAUUAGAAACCUCUUGAUUUAUUGAAAGCUACUGAAUUAAUCAAAUAAAGAGAAUUAGAAAUAAAUGGAGCUAAAAAAAACAUUGAACUCAUUCAAGAUAUACAUCCAGUUUUAGGUUUCAGUUAUUUAACUUUUCAUCAAUGUAGAAUGAGGGAAGUUAUAGAAUAAAUUCAGUAAAUUCAAGUUCAUAAAAAUUAAAAUAAGAACAACAAGGAAACAGAAGAUUAAUACUUUUUUUCACCUACCAUAACAAGUCUCAUGAUUCUGCUAAAAGAAUUUAACAUUUACCUUCCAAAAGAGAUAUACAAAUAGCUUUAAAUUCAAUAAUGA